AUGGUGAAAGCAGCUUUCUUGGGCUUGUUGCCUGCCGUUAUGGCCAUCCCCGCAGCCGUUCCCGGUCCCGCACCAACGGUUUAUCGUAAAGAGGCAAUUCCAGCUCCAGCUGCUCAGCCUACGCAGGUCAUGGACCUCCAGCGACGCGACAUCAUUGGCGAUGUGGAGACUUAUGUCGGGAGUCUUGUUAGUGGUGUUGAGACAAAGAUCAAGGGAUGGGUCAAUUCAGGCAUCCUCGACUUUCCAACUGGUUUCCCUACCGGCGAUGCUGUUAAGAAGUCAGCAGGCGUCGACGACGAUGAUUUGAAAGCCGAGCCAACACAGGUUCUAAAUAUUCCCCCAUACGGUAAUUGGACCAACAGGGGAUGGAACGUUCGAGUGCACGGCAAUGUUUACAAGAUCCCCAACCUGAGCCAGGAGAAAGUCGACGACCUCGCCAAUGUCUUCCUUAUCGACACGAGUGUUGACAAACUGUCCAAGUCUCAGCAAGCUCAGGCUCGAAAUGUGACGAGGUCUAUCUUUGUGGUGCAACAGGACAAUGUUGAGGUCAAGAUGAACUUUGUGAACAAUGUUGAUGUGUCCCCCGACGAGAGCGGUGGUGCAAUUGAUGCGAGGGGAGGUUCGCAAAACAUCACCAUGCCAUACAACACAACUCUGGAGGGCGACUUUGACGCUUUCGUCGUGCUUAAGAACAUCACAGACCCCAACAAUGGCUAUUUGAUCCCCGGCAACGAAACCUCCAAGAUCCAGACCCUCAAUGUUUAUGCUGAGGGUAAGAACAACAGUGGAAACGCAACCGCUUACCUCGUACCACCCAAGGGUAUCACUAUUGUCUCUGACAUCGACGAUAUUUUGCGAGUGACAAAGAUCUACGAGCCAAAGGAGGGUCUUCUCAACACUUUUGCUCGACCUUUCACUCCAUGGAUGAACAUGCCUGACAUUUACGCCAACUGGUCGUCUUCAGUGAGGGACUUGCACUUCCACUAUCUCACUACGACACCUGAGCAGGCCACUCGUAACUACAUGAGCUUCAUCUACAACACCUACCCACUGGGCUCUUUCGAUACCCGCCCACUAAACUUCUCAGACGUCUCAGCGACACUGUCCAUCCGUCGCUUCUUGCUCGAUAAGGUCUUCCAGACCUUCCCUGAUCGCAAGUUCAUCCUCGUCGCCGACACCAGCAACUCAGACGUAAUGAAGGACUACCCAGCGAUGUACAAGGACUAUCCUGGCCAAGUGCAGUGCAUCCUUCUGCGCAACACCAGCUCCACUGACAGCGGUGACAAGUUCCCGUAUAAUACCAAGGGCUUCAAGGACAUUCCUCAGAAGAACUACAUGUUCUUCCACGUGCCUGACGACAUCGCCAAGAUUGACAUUGCUAACGGCGGGUGCUACAACAGCUCCAUCAAGCAGAACGUUACUUUUGACUACCAGGGUCUUCCUUUUGGUUUGAGCGACGAUGAUAAUGCCGCUGCGGGUGUUGCACCUAGGUUAGGAAUGAUUGUCGCAGGACUGAUUGCUGCUUGUAUGGCGAUGAUGGUUUAG
Molecule: messenger RNA, 1545 nt
Organism: Fusarium musae
Lineage: Eukaryota; Fungi; Ascomycota; Sordariomycetes; Hypocreales; Nectriaceae
Exons: 3
Coding region: 1-1545 (514 amino acids)
Cellular component (GO): actin cortical patch
Molecular function (GO): phosphatidate phosphatase activity
Source: RefSeq, a predicted model, not a curated record